AAGAAGCCCUAUAUAAACCCUUUCCUAAGAAUUUGAAGGGCAUGGGGUGAAAGGGGAAAAUCCGGCGCCGUACUUUGCAGACAGGGCGAACGCCGGCGACCCGUCGUACCCAACUUCCCUCCGAACGAAGUCCUUCUGUGUUCUAUGGGCUCCCCUCCGAUUGCGACGUUGCCGCUGUUCGCGUAAAGAUCGGCAAAACGGAAUUCUCCUGUGAAAUGACGGAGAAGCGAAAGGUUUAAGGUUGUGAUUGGGCGGAUGGGGAAAUUGCACUCCUUCCUGCUCAACUUAGGCCCUCGGUUAGCGACCGGGUAUCUUAAGGACGGAAACAGCGGUUGAUUACUCAGGUGAGGGGAGUUUCCCGGAGCGUUCAGGUAGAUCCGAGGGGUUUGUAAGGGUUACUGAUGGCAAGUAACAUUCCAGUAAGUGAGGUUUAUUGGUCUCUGGUGGAUAAGGCCGAUAAGAAGUUUAUUCGGGUAAGGGAGUUGCCUUCUUAUGGGAAGAACAGGUACGAUUCGUACUUCCACAAGGUGUUCAAGGUCUACACACAAUUAUGGAAGUUCCAGCAGGAGAAUCGGCAGAAGCUGGUGGAGGCAGGGCUGAAGCGAUGGGAGAUCGGAGAGAUCGCGUAUCGGAUCGCACAGCUUUACUACAGCCAGUAUAUGAGGACGAGUGAAUUGAAUUAUCUGACUGAGUCGUAUAUCUUCUACGAGGCGAUCUUCGACAGAGAGUACUUCAAGGAAAACCCGCAGAAUCUGGGCCUCGUCAACAAGCAGCUGCGCUGCCUAGGCCGUUUCUUGGUAGUGUGCCUGUUGUUGAAUCGGCGAGAGAAGGUUCAGCAACUCAUCAAUGAUUUCAGGAUUCUGCUUGAGGAAUCUCGGAGAAUGUUUCAAGAAACUGAUUUUAAGGAAUGGAAGCAUGUUUUGCACGAGAUGGUCAGAUUUAUCAGAGUUGAUUCAGACUUCAUGAACAUCAGACCUUUGCGGUACAGCUUGGUCCUUGAUGCUCAUUUUGAAUCCAUUCCACAUGUUUCAUCUGAGAACAAAAGAGCCUUGCAUUUAAGAAGUGCAAUCUUAUGCAGUUACCAGCACAAUGAGGUUAAGUUCACAGAAAUUACUCUUGACACCUUCAGAAUGCUUCAAUGUUUAGAGUGGGAGCCUAGUGGUUCUUUUUACCGUGUGAGAGAUUCUGAAGUUAGUAAGAAUGGUAAGGAAGAAGGUCUAGCUGGGGGAACUGCAAGCACUCGUGUCAUGCAUCUUGAGGAUAUCACUGAUCCUUCGCUGCCACCAAAUCCUCAGAAAACUAUUUUAUAUCGUCCAUCUGCUACACAUUUUCUUGCGGUGCUCGCGACUCUAUGUGAAGAGAUGCCUUUUGAUGGAAUUCUGCUUAUAUACUUGUCUGGAAAGGGGGAUCAAGAUAUCCCUUCAGUUUCUGUACCUGGUGAUAAACUUGAGCCUGUGGAACAUGGUUCAGGUUAUCUACAAGGCCAUGAGAUGAUGUAUGAUUCAACAGCUUUGUCACCUGUUCAUUCCCUAAAUGACAGUCCAACUCUUAAGAUAAAUCAGCCUGACAGUUGUGAGAGCUAUUUGCAACUAGGUUGUCAUGGAGGCGUAAAUGGUCUUUAUGCUUGUGAUUUGAUUCCUUUCUCAAGGCGGCCUCUGUUUUUGGUUAUUGACAGCAAUUGCAGCCAAUCAUUCAAGGCAGCCUUACAGGAUAUCAGUGGCACAGAAAAAGGUGACAGAGCUGCUUUACUUCUUUCACCUGCAUCCCCAUCUCCUGCUUCUGGUGCUACGGAGAAAGUUCGUUACUCUAGUGGUAGCCAGUUUACUAUGUUCCUCACUGCCCCUUUACAGGCCUUCUGCCAAUUGGUUGGUCUAUCUGGCUCCAAGUUGGUCGACAUGCACAAUUACCAUGGGGCUGAUAAGCUGCUUUCCACAUGCCUAGCGGAAUGGGGUAGUUCUUUGGCAGCAGAUGAUUCACUUGAUCCAGUUUGGAUUAGAGUAUUUGACGAUCCUUUCUUGAGGCGUCUUAUUCUCAGGUUCAUAUUCUGCCGAGCCGUUUUGUCUCUCUAUGCCCCAACUUUCAGUCAGAAAGAAUUUGUUCCUGAAUGCUUGCCUCCUUUGCCGAAUUCCUUCCUCCCAAUCAAUCCAAGGUUGCAAUCUGCUAUACUUGGAAUUGCCAAUGUACUUGGUGUUGCCAGCCAUUUCGUUUUCUCUGAUGGUAUUCUCCAACAAAGUUGCAUUGAAUCAGUUUUAACAGAACUAAAGGUGUCAGACGUACAGCAAGUGAAUGGAGAUGGGAAUGACUCCAGUCCCCCAGGAGAAGGCAGUCGAUGAUUCAUCCUGUUCUAUAUGAAGCUUAAUUGUUGCCUAGAGGUUUUCUGUUCAACACCAUCAGUAUUGAGGAUUGUGCACUCGUUUGUGUGUAUUGCACAGACGUUAUGUAGAUCCCCGUCGAAAUCUAUGUGACGCUGAUUGUCUCAAGGUGGUCUGAGCAAAAUGAAGGGUCUAACUGGGAUGAUCUCCAUGGCUGUUCAAGGGUAUGUAGACUGAGGAUAGCUGAAAAGAGGCUCUUCAGACAUUUCUGUGAAUGAAUUCAAUGCAAUUGUUUGGAUAUCGUGUCAUGUCUGUGAUCUGAAAUUUUUGAGUGGAAGUAUGUUGGAUGAUAUGGACUUUUUCUUUUGUGACUAGUUUCUUUUUUGAGACUUAUA
Molecule: messenger RNA, 2707 nt
Organism: Nymphaea colorata (pocket water lily)
Lineage: Eukaryota; Viridiplantae; Streptophyta; Magnoliopsida; Nymphaeales; Nymphaeaceae
Exons: 9
Coding region: 402-2333 (643 amino acids)
Biological process (GO): DNA-templated transcription
Cellular component (GO): nucleus
Molecular function (GO): transcription corepressor activity
Source: RefSeq, a predicted model, not a curated record